AUGAGUUUUUCUUUCUUUUCUUCUCCCCCCCUUCACUUUCCUUCUCUCUCAGUGUCAGUGUGUUUCUGAGUGCGGACAAGGUGGCUGGGCCCCUUCAGCUCUACAGAAGUUCCUGAGGCCUCACGGACAUGAUGGGACUGCCAGGGACCAGCAAGUACAUCACCUUCCUCCUGCUUUGCCAUCUAGGCGGCCGAGGCAACAGCUGCUGCGUUGAGAAGACCUCGUACCCAGACGAAGCCUCAGGCUCCUCCUUAGGACCCAGGAACUUGAGUUGUUACAGAGUUUCCAGGACAGACUAUGAGUGCUCCUGGCAGUAUGAUGGCCCUGAGGACAAUGUUGCUCACUUCCUGUGGUGCUGUUUUGUUCCUCCAUACUAUGCCCACAACAACUUCAGCCAAAAGUGCUGCUGCUGCUUCUCCUCAGGCCGGUCCCGCACUGUGCAGUUCUGGGAACAGGACGGUAUCUCUGUGCUGUCCAAGGUCAACUUCUGGGUGGAGUCUCGACUUGGGAACCGGACCAUGAAGUCUCAGGAGAUAUCCCAGUACCUGUACAACUGGACGAAGGUCACCCCUCCCCUGGGACACAUCAGAGUGUCACAGUCACAAGGGCAGCUGCGAAUGGACUGGAAUGUGUCUGACGAGGCUGGUGCUGAGGUACAGUUCAGGCGCCGGAUGCCCACAACGAAUUGGACCUUGGGUGACUGCGGACCUCAGGUUAACUCUGGCUUACAUGGUAGCAGCUCUGAGUCCUGCCUCUGCCCUUCUGAGAACAAGGUCCAGGAGAUCCAGAUCCGGAGGAGGCGGCAGCUCUCCUCAGGAGCCCCUGGAGGUCCCUGGAGUGAUUGGAGUGUGUCUGUGUGUGUUCCACCUGACGUCCUUCCCCAGGCCAAGAUUAAGUUCUUGGUGGAGCCCCUGAACCAAGGUGGAAGGAGGCGUCUGACCGUACAGGGGCAGGCGCCACAGCUGGCGGUCCCGGGAGGCUGCCGGAACAGGCCUGGUGCGAAGGUGAAGAAGCACUUGGUGCUGGUGCGCAUGCUGUCCUGCAGGUGCCAGGCUCACACCUCGAAGACCGUGCUCCUGGGGAAGAUCCUGAACCUCUCCGGGGCCGCCUACGACCUGGAUGUGCUCGCCGAGACCCGCUUUGGUCGCAGCACCAUCCAGAAGUGGCCCCUUCCUGCCCAAGAGCUCCCAGAGACAAGAACCCUGAAUGUCAGUUUGGAAGGCAACAUGACAUCCGUGCAAUGGGCAGCUCAGGCUCCAGGUACCACCUACUGCCUUGAAUGGCAGCCGUGGGGCCAGCACAAGAACCACACGCACUGUACCCUGAUCGCACCGGCAGAAGAGGACCCUGCCGAGAGGGUGACGCACAGCUGGAGCUCCAAGCCUACCCUGGACCAGGAGGAAUGUUACCGAAUCACUGUCUUCGCCUCCAAGAACCCCAAGAAUCCCAUACUGUGGGCCACAGUCUUGUCCAGUUACUACUUUGGCGGUAACGCCUCGAGGGUCGGGACUCCACGCCACGUGUCGGUGAGGAACCACACCAGGAACUCGGUGUCCGUGGAGUGGACGGCGUCGCAGCUGAGCACUUGCCCAGGGGUCCUGACGCAAUAUGUCGUGCGCUGUGAGGCUGAAGACGGCGAGUGGAAAUCUGCAGAGUGGCUCGUGCCACCCACAAAAACCCAAGUAACACUUGGCGGGCUGCGCAGCCGUGUGAUGUACAAGGUUCAGGUGCGAGCCGACACUGCGAGGCUCCCAGGCGCCUGGAGCCAUCCCCAGCGCUUUAGCUUUGAGGUGCAGAUUUCCCGUUUAUCCAUCAUUUUUGCGUCUCUGGGAAGCUUCGCCAGCGUCCUCCUCGUGGGCAGCCUCGGCUACAUUGGCUUAAACAGGGCAGCCUGGCACUUGUGCCCACCCCUGCCCACACCUUGUGGCACCACUGCUGUGGAGUUCCCUGGCAGCCAGGGCAAGCAGGCUUGGCAGUGGCGCAACCCUGAGGACUUCCCGGAGGUGUUGUACCCGCGAGAGGCGCUGGUGGUGGAAAAGCCCGGGGACGGAGACGACGGGACAGAGUCGUCCCAGGCCGCCCCUGAGCGCGCCCUGGACACAAGGCGGCCCUUGGACACUGAGAGGCAGGUGCAGAGACUCUCAGAAGCCAGGCGCUAUCAGAGGGAGGACUAUCCCCGUGGUGACCUGGCCCACGUGACACUCCCGCUGCUCCUGGGAGAUGUGACCCAGGAAGCCUCUGUACUUGACUAUCUUUGGAAGACCCAUAAGACCUCGGAACCGGGACCGCCCACUUUGGGGCAAGAGGCCUGACUGUUGCAUCUACUCUCCAGCCUGCUCCCACCUCGCGAGCCCCUGAACUGCAACAGCUGCUCACAAUGGCUGUCCUGUUUCAUAGAUGUGACUCUUGAGGCCCAGAGAAGGUGACUGUCUGGCCUGAGGUCACACAGCGUUUGCAGGACGCAGACCCAGGCGUCCCCCACCCCACCCCCGUGCUGUCAGCACACCCCUAUCUUCCACUCCCACCCACUCUCUCCAGCGCCUACAGCCACAGGCUGCUGCAGGCAAUUACAGCGCCUGUGAGGGGAACACAGAAACUGUCAAGAGGGGAAAAUCGCAGCCCUGCUUGGUAUCCUCAGGGCAAGGCUGGACCCCAUCACUGGUCUGUUUACUUUGGGAGGGGGUCCUUCCAGUCUGAGGGGACAUGGUCACAGGGUCAGUUUGCCUCCAGCGUCCUGGGCUGGGGUCCAGCCCCAGGAGUAGUAGACAGGAUGAAUCUAGAGCGUCAUAAAUUAGGUCACCUAAAAAAAAAAGCUGGGCCUAGACAUCCACAGAAAGGUUACACAUCUGGACUCAGUUUCCCUAUUGGAUGGAGCUUUGGGCACUUAAUAAAUGGGCCUACCCAGAGACUGAUAAACUGAA
This is a messenger RNA of Mastomys coucha (southern multimammate mouse), 2921 nucleotides long. It is a transcript of the gene Il12rb1, whose product is annotated as interleukin 12 receptor subunit beta 1. The record is from RefSeq and is a predicted model, not a curated record. The transcript has 16 exons. Bases 129 to 2312 code for a protein of 727 amino acids. NCBI's taxonomy places the organism in Eukaryota, Metazoa, Chordata, Mammalia, Rodentia, Muridae. Gene Ontology annotation, molecular function: protein binding.